AGCCGUCAAUAAAGAAAUAUGUUUGCUGUGAAAUUCGAUUUAAAUAUUGUAAAAUAAUGUGUUAAAACCUAAUUUAAAGUGAAAGGACAUUGUUGACAUUAAUUUAAGAUAAAAAUAUCACUAAAACAUUGCUCUACUUUGAGGUGAUUUGCGUGUUUCCCAUUCAUCAGUUUAUAAUGUAAUUAAUUUUCUUUCUAAUAAAAGACUACCUUUUCAGUGAGAGUGGUUUUUUAUUUAAAUAUUAUGUCUGUACAUUAUAAAUUUAAGUCAGCCCUAGAAUAUGAUACGGUUACUUUCGAUGGCCUACAUAUUUCUGUAAAGGACCUGAAAAAUGCCAUCCUCCAGCAGAAACGAAUCGGUAAAAGUACCGAUUUCGAUUUGCAGGUUACUAACGCACAAACUAAGGAAGUAUAUGAUGAUGAAAAUGCCUUAAUUCCUAAAAACACAUCACUUCUUAUCGCUAGAAUACCCACAAUUGUACAGAAAACAAAACAGUGGGAAGGCUAUGGUGGUGAUAGUACACCCCCUGCCAAGGUCGACGAAGGGGGGCCGAUUGCCAAAGCAGUCGAUUUGUCUAGUUUAGAUGCCCCUGAAGAUGACAAAAUUAAAGCCAUGAUGUCUCAGUCGACUCAAGAUUAUGACCCAAGCAAUUAUAUGAAAAUACGUGGUGCCAAUCAAAUGGGUGUUGUCCCACCUAAUUAUAGAUGCUACAAGUGUCAUCAAGGUGGUCAUUGGAUUAAAGACUGUACGUUUGGGCAAGGUCCAGACCCUAUAGAAAUAAAAAAGAGCACUGGUAUACCAAGAAGUUUCAUGGUCCCUGUAGAGGGACCGCAAGUACAGGGUGCUAUGAUGACUCCAAAUGGAUCUUAUGCUGUUCCAGUUCUGGACCAUCAAGCCUACACCCAAAAGUCCACUCCACCAGCUCCGGUUCCUGAACCAAAACCGGAGAUUCCUGAGGAUUUACUUUGUAAUAUUUGUUCCGAUUUGUUAACGGAUGCUGUUAUGAUACCUUGUUGUGGUAACUCUUUUUGUGACGAGUGUAUUAGGAGCGUUUUACUGGAAAGUGAGGACCACGAAUGUCCAGAUUGUCAUGAAAAGGAUAUUUCUCCUGGCACUCUCAUACCAAACAGGUUUUUGCGGAAAUCUGUGGGGACUUUUAAAAAUACUACGGGUUAUGUGAAGAAGCCGGUGUACAGGCAAAAACCAGAACCAAAACCUGUGGAAAACACCGAAAUUAAAAACAACAAAGAGUCAACUCCGCCACAAGAACCAGAGUCCACUGAAAAAGCAAAAUCUGAUGCGGAGGAAAAGACCGUCAUUUCUGAAGCAGAUUCUACAGAACAAGCCAGGAAUGAUCAAAAUAUAGACUUUUCAAAGGAUAUUGAUAUCAAUGAGCCCGCAAAAUCAGAAUCGGAAUCGAUUCCAGAGGGACCACCGGGAGUGUCUCCAAGAAGUUCUCCUAAGGACCAACAUAUUCACAGGGUGAAUUCUUCCAGGGAACCUAGAGAAAGUCGUCCAAGUCGUCACACCAAACACAAGAGCGAUUCCCCAAGGAAGAACACCCGUCACCGACGAUCGCCCAACUAUAGUGACUCCGGGUCCGUUGUUUUUGCUCACAAAUCGAGAAAUGAAACCAAGACUCGAGAGGAUAGACCGGGCACCCCAACAGUUGACGAACCGACUGGGUCAAGUUAUAAUCCUCCGUCGAAUCCUCCAUUUAACAGCAGUGCCGCUCCACCAGGCACUCUUCCGCCAAUGAUGGGAAACAUGGGUGCUCUUCAGGGUCCACCACAAACGGUUCCAACCACCUACUCAAACCAGGCACCAUUGGCACCUUUUCCGCCGACACAAGGACCUCCUCCGAAUUUCAGGCUACCACCCCCUGGAACGGUGCCCCCACCUUAUAUGCCCCCCGGACCUUAUUCCGUUCCUCCGAGAGCCUUGUUCGACACAUCUAGACCUCCCCUCGGAGGCCCACCACCGUCGUAUCAGAACUUUCCUCCUGGCGCCAGGGGCCAUCGGGACUACGGAAGAAGGAUGAGAGAACGGACACCCCCGGGUGUGAUAGACGAUCCUCUGGCAGCGUUCAAUAAGAUGCUGAGGGAGAAAGACGAGCGCGAGCGAAGGGCCAAGCAGAGGAACAUGAGGCGCAGCUACAGCAGGAGCCGUAGUCGCAGUAGGAGCUUCAGUAGGUCACCGGUGAGGAGGAGAAGCAGGUCUCCCAGGAAUGUGCGUCGAUCCAGGAGCCGAUCUAGAUCAUUCUCGCUGAGCAGGUCUCGGUCUAGAUCGUUUUCGGGCAGUCUUAGAGGAUCGCCUUACAGGCAACUGUCUCCUCCACGGCGGUCACCACCGCCCCCUUUGCCUCCCCGGAGGGGACCCUCUAGGUAUCGGUCGCCUAUACGAUCACCUCCAAGGGGCCGUCACCAGAACGACAGGCACCGCGACCGAGACUACGAGGACGACCGGGACCGGGACUACAACAGGGACGACCGCCCCUUCAAGGAUAACCGACGGGGCAGAGAGUCUAGAGACCGGCGAUCGAGAGAAAGAGACCGCGAUCGCUACUACGACAACUACGAGGACAGGAGGGGCCCCUCGAGGCAGCCCCAGUGGCAACAACCGACCGCCAUGCCGCCGAGGCCUAUGCAAGACAACUAUUAUGCUCCUCCCGACCUGCAGCAAGGAUUCCAGACUAACAGGUAUCCCCAAGUGCCACCUCGCGACUUUGGUCCGCCUUUCAUGAACAAAGAACCUCCAUUUAAUCAGCCUCUACCUCAAACAAUACACAGCAUCCAACCCCAACGGCAUUAUGAAGACAUUGCGCCGCCUGGGGUUGAUGACGACAUAGCACCACCUGGGGUUGAAGAACCUCUUUUCAAAAUUUCAGAAUCUAAAGAUCACCGCAACAGCCCAAGAAACGACGAUAAAGGCAAGGAAACCAAUGAUAGUAAAAGAAGCGGUGAUAAGAAAGAGCGAGAUAGAUCUCCAGAUAGAAAACGUCGACAUGAAAAAAGAAGCAGGACUCCUGAUAAAGCCAGAAAUCCUAGUCCCAAACGAAAGUCUAAAUCCAAAGAAAGAGAUAGUCCUGAUAAACACAGACGGAGACGAAGGGAUUCCUCUGACAGGGAAGAGAAGGAUAGAAGGCGCGACCAUUCUGAUGACGAAAGAUCAAGAAAAGGGAAAGACAAAAAGAAACACAAAGACAAAAAGGAAUCGGAAAAGAGAAAGAAAAGGGACAAGAAAGAAAAACAUAAAAAGGAUAAUAAAGAAAAGAAAUCCAAAGACGAAUUUAAACAAGUAAUACCUAAAAAUAUCGAUGAGGAUUCAGAUCAAGACAAGCGACAACAGGAAGAGAAAAAGAAAAGGGAAUUAGAAGAAGAGAGACAAUUGGAAGAAAAGAGAUUGGAAGCUAUCAAAGAAGAGGAACAGGCUCUAAAAGAGGAGAAGAAAAGAAAACCAGUAGAGGAAGAGAAGGAAAAGGUUGUUGUGGUUGAAGAAAAGAAGAAAAAACCAGUUAGUCCAGAGCCGGAAGAACAGAAAAUCGACUUACAGAAACUUGACUUGUACGAAGAUAUGUUAUCGGAAGAAAUUGACACCAAGGUGAUAGAAAACUAUGGAAAGAUAGAAGACAUAUUUGAGGAGGAAAGCAAAGAAGAUAUAAUAGAAUUGGCCAGUGUGGAAGAAGUGGUGGAAGAGGGAGAGAUAAAAGAAUUUGAGGAUGAAGAAAAAGACGUACUCGAGUUACACACAACUGACAUGGACCUAAAAGCAGAAGUGGAUAAAAGCGACAUCCUCGCACCCGUCCCAGAAAAAUCCAAAUGGGAAGUGGAAGAAGACGGCCAAGUACUCACUAGUCCUCAGGAUAGCCACAAAUCAGACUCUAAAUCCGACAAAUCGGGAAAAGUAACUAACGAAGUAUUAAAGAGGGCCGAAAAUGCUAUCUUUGCUAAAGCCAUCAAUGCCAUCCGGCCCAUUGAAAUCAAGAAAAUUAGUACCGAUAGGGCUAAGUUAUACUCGGGAGAACGAGAGAUUGAAAAGGGGCACAACCAGAUACAAAUCACUGUUGCGUCAGCUUCUGUAGAUGCCAAGAAAACGGAUCCACCCCAACCACCCGUAAGAUUAUCGGUGAAAGAACGUUUAGGCAUUAAAGUCGAGGAUACGGAUAAAGUGAUUAAUUUAGCUAGGAACAGAUCCCGAACUAUCUCGCCAUUCAGUAGGAGAGGAGAAAGCGGCAGAAACUACGCAAUGGGAGAGAGGAGAGUAGAGGUAGAUGAAUUCAGAGGACACAGAGACAGAAACAGGAGAUCUAGGUCUAGAAGAAGGGAGAAUAGCAGGGAACGUUUCCGGAAUAGAAACGACAGUAGACACCACAGAAGGCACGACAACAAAAGAAGCGAUCGUAGAAGGGAACACAGCAGCAGAAAAGAGGAAAGGAGUAAGCACGACGAGGACAAAAAGACGAAAAGAAAGAGGUCUAGGUCGCGUAGCGAAAGCGAAGACCGAAAAGAUAAACAUAAGAAGAAAGACAGGAAACAGAAGAAGGAAAAGCCAAAAAAGAACAAAGAUGAAGAUUCAAAAGAAAGCAAAGAUGAAAAAGACGAGGUCAAACCUCAACCCAACGUUACAAAACGUAAACCAACAAUCGAUGAGGCAAAUUUCGAGCCGGAUUACGAUCUUGAAUCGCAUACGGACGAAGAGGAAGAAAAAGAGAAGAAAAAGGAGGUUAAGAAACACGCGGAAAAGGAAGACGUCGAGAAAAAGAGCUCUUCUUCUGAAUCCGAUUCAGAAUCUAGUUCUGAAGAGGAUCGGAAGAAGAAGAAACAUAAAAAACACAAAAAGAAGAAGAAGAGGGAGACGAGCAGUAGUAGUAGUUCGGAGUCUGAAUCAGAUUCCAGCGAUAGCGAGAGAGACCGCAAAAAGAAGAAGCACAAAAAGAAUAAAAAGAAGAAGAAAAAAUCCAAACAUAAGUAGUAUGCAGACAAGGAUAGGCUAUUGUAUAUUACUUUACUAUUAAAAGGAGUAGGUAGUAAUUUAUAAUACUUCAUCAUAUAAUUUUUUUGUACAUAGCUUGGUAUUAAUGCUAAGGCACUAGUGAAAUGGAAAAGUACUUGUGUAAUCUUAAUAUAAUAAAUC
Molecule: messenger RNA, 5133 nt
Organism: Anoplophora glabripennis (Asian longhorned beetle)
Lineage: Eukaryota; Metazoa; Arthropoda; Insecta; Coleoptera; Cerambycidae
Gene: snama
Product: E3 ubiquitin-protein ligase RBBP6
Exons: 16
Coding region: 244-4971 (1575 amino acids)
Biological process (GO): ubiquitin-dependent protein catabolic process; protein ubiquitination; mRNA processing
Cellular component (GO): nucleus
Molecular function (GO): ubiquitin protein ligase activity; zinc ion binding; nucleic acid binding
Source: RefSeq, a predicted model, not a curated record